AUGCUAGCCCGAUUCUUGACCUCAAUCACCAUCUCAUCCACCUCCGUCUGGUCAAUCUCAAUCUCGCCAUCUCGGGCCUCGCUUUUAAGUCCAAACCGCGCAAGCUUUCAAGUCCAAUCCACGCCGAAUGACCUCUACUCCAGGCAAAAUGAACCAAGGAUGGGCACAUCGACCUCUUCACCAGACUCAGAAUUGCUACGAGACUCGUGUCCAAUACCUGGAGGAGAUCCGACAGCAGGUUUGCUGGCUGUUGCUCAAUCCAAUCGAAACACACUAUCUCGUUCUCUUACCCGAAGUCUAGGCGCCUACAUCUAUCGUCAUCCCUCCCCAUCAAACUCUAGUUGCUCAUCGGCCUCCUCUCGUCGGAAAAAUACCAAUGAUCCCAACAAUGCAGCUAUGAAACUCGCAGCAUCCGCGGUCCUACCUCGCACUCGUGGUGAUCACCAAAACGACUCUCCUUCCUUUCAUCCUGAAUCUCCUCUUAUGAUCCGUGACGCACGAACUCCACCACUAAGCACCGAGACGGCCGUGAAUACAUUGCCGUUGCCCAUCACUGAACCUGGCCUCUCCCCCCCAGAACCCAGUCCUCCCAUCGAAUUGUCUCAUGGAGAACAAACAAAAAGAUUCCCGGUACGAUCACUCUCGUUAGAUCGGCUACCGCCCUAUGGUCUUACCGCACCCGGCCCAACAACAACCCCCAACGCCACAAGGUUCUUUUUGAACAACCUACCAUCUGUCACAGGCCUCUCAAGUCUAAGACCCGCCGCUGGACCCUCCUCUGUACUGCAGGCAAACAGCUCCCCCUCCCAAUCGCGCUCGUUAGACCAAUUUCCACCCGCUGCUUGCGCCAAGGUUCCCAAAGCGGAACACGCUUCCGUCACCCGCUCUCCACGGACGGAAGUGAACAUUGAUCCUCCUACUCCUAGCUUGACCGCCCCUCCUCCACCGCCUCUACUGCAGCCCGAGGCUGCCUCGCGAUCAGCCGCUUCGUUGGUUGACUUAAAACUGGACAGCUUGAUCGUCCCACCUUCACCGCCUCUACAGCAGCCCAAGACUGCCUCGCGACCAGCAACACCCGCAGCGAAUACACGGCCGGAUUCUCCAACCGUUUUCCCACCACCCUCUGGUUCCGACUUGGAAAUCAUCAACGAUCGAGCUCUUACUCCCACCGAGACCACCAACUACUCUGAAGGGCACUUGAACAGCAUGGUCUCUGCUGAGCCAUCCUCCAAGAUGUCAUCCAACAACCCUCAGUCCUCUCAGCUUACCAUGACCGACCUGAAUUUUUAA
This is a messenger RNA of Puccinia graminis f. sp. tritici CRL 75-36-700-3, 1290 nucleotides long. RefSeq lists its product as uncharacterized. Bases 1 to 1290 code for a protein of 429 amino acids. The record is from RefSeq and is a predicted model, not a curated record. The transcript is spliced from 3 exons. Lineage: Eukaryota; Fungi; Basidiomycota; Pucciniomycetes; Pucciniales; Pucciniaceae.